CAGCUGCCAGAGCUGGGUACAGGUGAGCUGCACCUGGAGCCGGAGAGGCACAGCGGCCAGGAGCAGGACAGCUGGAAAGAGCUCCCACUUAGGCUGACAGAAAUGGCCCUUGCUCUGUGGAAGAACUUUCUUCAGAUUACAAUGAAAAGGAUACUACAGCAAAGAAGGUUGUCACUGUAUAAUGGUGCUCAUGGCUAUGAGGAAGAAUUGAUAAAGAAGAAACUUCAGCAGUUUUCUGGUGGAUCUGUCAACCUUGUGAAAGAAGACAAUGGCAUUGCAAUACUUACUUUGAAUAACCCCAAGUUAAUGAAUGCUUUCACAGGCACUAUGAUGGUAGAACUCCAGGAGAGGGUAACUGAACUGGAAAACUGGAAGGAUGGCAAAGGUCUUAUAAUCCAUGGUGCAGGAAAUACUUUUUGCUCAGGAUCUGAUUUGAAUGUUGUCAAAGAAAUAUCCAAUUCCCAGGAUGGGAUGAAUAUGUGCAUGUUUAUGCAAAACACCUUAACCAGACUUAUGAGGUUGCCUUUGAUCAGUGUUGCAUUAGUUCAAGGAAAAGCUUUUGGAGGAGGAGCAGAACUUACCACAGCAUGUGAUUUCAGGUUGAUGACGCCUGGCAGCGAGAUUCGGUUUGUCCACAAGCGCAUGGGGCUGGUGCCGGGCUGGGGAGGCGGUGCGCGGCUGGUGCGGCUCGUGGGCAGCGGGGCCGCGCUGCAGCUGCUGGCCGGGGCCGAGCGGGUGGGCCCCGAGAGGGCGCUGGCGCUGGGGCUCGCCGAGCUCGCCCUGCCCUCCGCGGAUGAGGCCGCGGCGCUGGCAGAGGCCCGCGCCUGGCUCAGUCAGUACACUGACGGUCCGGCCGCCGUCGUUCGGGCCGCGAAAAAGGUCGUGACAGCAGCAAGAGAGCUCCCACUGGAAGAUGCCCUAAGGACAGAGAAGGACAUUUUUGGAACUGUAUGGGGUGGGCCUGCCAACUUGGAAGCAUUGGUGAGAAGACCAAAACAUAAAUGAUGGUUUAUGCAUAAGAAAUGGGCUUGACUUUUUUGCAAACAAAGCUUUCAGUAAAGCAGCCGUUAAGCUGAAUCAUUUAAGGACUUGUCUAUUUAAAAUGGCAUUAACAUUCCUGCCAUUUAGGUCAGGCAGGCAUAUUUGGUGUGCAACCACAGAGAAAUCCCGGGCAGAUUCUCUGCUGUCCUAAUCACCCACUGAAUCGAGAUUAGUGAAAUUACUAUGUAAAGGUAAAUACUGUGCUGAAAAUAGAACUACAAUUCAUUUGGAAUGAGGCUGAAAUUUAUUUUAUUUGGUGUUUUGUUUUGAUUUUUAACUAGUAUGGAAAUUAAUUACUUCAAAGAUAUGAGGUUAAUUCAUUUGCAGAACAGGUGCAUCUAAAGCUGCAAAAUGAGUUCCCCAUCCAGUGUCUUUAAGCAGGUUAGAAAAGAUGAUUACUAGUGGGAGGAUAGCUUUUAUUUUUUCAUUCUGGUUAGUUCUUUGUGCAAUUGCUGAGAAAGUAUCCUUCAAUUUUAAUGGUGCUUUUACAGGAGAAGCUUUGAGUUACUAAGAAAAUUUUAGCAAUCAUUCGCUAUCACUGAUUCAGGCUUUAAAAUGUAUUUUGGUGUCUUCUCACUGCUCAAGGAAUCAACUACCCACACACGCAUCUGCACAUUCCCAUAUCUUGUACCUGUGCAAAGCUGCUGGCCUGGUUCUUUACACAGAAUCUGGCUGAAAUCUUGGAAGGCAAUGAUGUAUCAUGUCCCAAAAAGGUUUGUCCUUAGGUGACUGGGUGAUGUGAGUUCUUCAGCAUUCUGGUAAGAUGUGAGUGGAUAUGUCUAUGCCUUUCUUCAAUGCAUUUUUACAUUGGUAGGGUAUAUUUGGGCUUACUAGAAGGUUUAAAACUCAGUCUCCCCUUCAUGCCAGUGACCAUGCAAGUAAUUGGAUAACUCAGUAGGGAAAGUUUUCCCUUUAGAAAUCAGAAACUGACACAGAGUGCCUGCUUUAAAAAUAAGAUCUGUAAGAGCAAAACCAUACAGACAUAUCUGUGACUGAGAGUUUCCUGUACUGUUGGUUAGGAUGCACUUGUCUCUAAAUCCAGCAGGGACUGAGAUCUGAGCCAAGGACCUGAGUACUCUGUGGAAGCAUGUAGAGAAGGAAGCUCUGGGCUUUGUGCCACUGACAUGCCUUCUUGCUCUGACCAGACAUAACUAGCUCAAGAUCAUGGAACAAGCUCCCUUAAGAAAAUAAGGCAGUAUCUUGGAUGGAAAUCCAUGUUACGAUUUCUAGUGUGGCAGGAGUCCUGAGUUUUAGACAGUGAGGUAACUGCAUAUGUUUGAGGACUUGGGGACAAAUCAAUGUUGGGAAUUAGGCUUGGAUUGCCUGUUAAGAUUCUGUAAGUUUUGAGCAGAUUCUGUGAUCUGCUGGGGAUGUUUUACUGUGUGCUUUUCACAGCAAUGAAUAUAGUGUGAAGCAACCAAGAGAAAUGCUGAGGAAAGGGAUGUGUUUUGAGUUGGCAUCUCAGAGAAGAUACGGAACUUACCUCCCCCCUGUUGAUCCUGCAUCUUUGCCUUAGUAUCUGGAGCGCUAAUGGAUGAAGAUUUAAAAUCUCUCUUCCCCAAAAAUAAAGUUCAAAUUUUUCUUUCAGGUUAGAGAAGACACAGGAAUGAGAACAGGGGGAAUAGAGUAGUGUUUUAGUUUGUGCCUUUCUCCCCCUGGAUCCUUUUUAUCCAGUAGCCCAGUGGUUACUUCUGUGUAGCUGGAUUCUCUCCCAUGCCCUAAAGAACUUCAAAACUAUUACCUCAGAAGAGCAAAUGCUUUAGUAUAAUCAGGCAGCACUUGACUGUUUAGUAGUGAAGCUGUUCUGUGUUUCAUGAAGUUUCUCAAGACUCGUGAGGGAUUCCAGACAGCAGCAUCACUGAACCUUCAAGGCACACUCCAGUCCAUACUUUUUGAAGCAAUAGCACAUAAUGUUGUUGUGAGUCAAAAAAAAAGUUUUAAAGGGCAACUGAUUAUGUCUUUGCUUUUAGCAAGAACAAAUGUGCCACUACUAAUACUGUUAUUGUUUUUAAAAUUGAUGUGAAAAUUACUUAGAACCUAAGACCCUUGAAUCUUUUUUUCUCUGGCAUAUUAGGCUCCUAAGUGUAUUCUGUGUACUGAGUUAUAGAAAUUUGAGAGGGAAGAAAUUGUAGGACAAACGCAGAAUCUGGUUUCUUUCACAUUUUGAACCAGAUCUGUGCUGGCAGUUAGUGAAUGGUAAGUACACCUCUGGGGGAUCUCUUUCCAUUUUGAUUUAUAGACAAUGAGCUUAAUUCUCAUUUCAGCAAAUGUAUUUCCCCAGCCACCCUCUCUGAUUUGUAUCAAAGGCCAAUGUUUGCUUCUAAGAAAACAGGACAAAUAAUUAACUAUUACACACCAAGACACAUUCAGAACGGUUCCAGAGAGGGUUAUGGAAACCCAUAUUGCUGGUAUCAUAAAUAUACCAAGCAUAGGUGCAGGACAUUCUGAAGAACAUUACAGGCUGUGAUCAAAGAUUUUGUGAGUAGUCUUAUACCAUAUUCUCUUACUAUAAAAGUAAGUAGAGCCCUUCAUACAAAACCAGCCCAGCUAAAUUACCAUGAGUGCUAGGAUGAAAGUUUCAGACUGAGAUGAAAUGGAAUCCCAUUUUACCCAUUUGAAAGCUAAAUGCUUUAUUUCACAGAACACUUUCUUAUCAUUUUAAAGUGGCAAAUAUCUUUAACCAGCAGUUGUUAAAUGUUUGUAUUUUCUUUACAACUGUUAAAGAUGUCAAGCUUCAUCUCAGGGGUGUUUGUCCCUUCUGAAAUGGUUUAAAAACAAAGAAGCACUAAAUGCGCAAAAUGAAUUAGAAACAUCAAAAUUGAUAGUCCCAGUCCCCUAAUUAAAUAGCAUGCCAGCUUUUGUAUUUCCUAGGGGCUAAUUUGCCAGCUUCCUCCUCAGCAAACUAAGUUUCCUAUUACAUUGUGAAAUGUCUGUCUUGUUUUUCUUCUGUGUACUGGGCCAACCAAAGAGUUUAAUGGGAGUGUGGAUUCUGCACCAAGCCUGUAAAGGUUGGAUAAUGGAGAUCACUUUUCACAAUACAGAUACUUCUAUCUUAUUUGCUGCUGAUAAAAAUAUAUUUACCCGAUGGUCAGUCUAGAUAAGCAAGGUGUUCUUGCAGAAUGCUUGGGUCUCUAUCUGAUUUAUAUUUUUUUUAGCCAUGAAAUAGGAUUCCUGUAUCUGUGGUUAUCUGUUCUGGAAAUGAUGAAAUGCUGUAGAUUUUAUAGUAUUUAAAUUUCCUUUCUCAUUUUCCCUUCUGCUCCACUAUGCAUUUCUCUGGCUAUGCUGCACAAGUUGAAAAUCAUUUAGUGCUUGGAGUUACAGUCAACCACAUAAUGCAGUGUGGCUCUGGCUUUGCUAAAAUGGACAGAGAACACAUUUCCUACUGAAAGUAAUGGUUUAAAUAUAAGAUGGGAAUUAUCAGUUGCUACUUUUCCCUAGCGUGAUCUGGGGAGUGCAUUUGCUACUCUGAUGGCUGGCUAUUAAAGUCCUACCAGCCUUACUUUAAGUAAUUUUAGUGUUUCACAGCUGCAGUCAGCCAGCAGGAGCCAAAAGCAGUAUCAUGGGUGUGAGGCUGAACUCUUUACUUGGGUCAAAAACCAAGAUAAUCACUGAUAGAAUAAUUUGUAGACUGUUUGGGCUGUAAAUCCUACAGCAUAUAGUGAGUCCUGUUCCUCUAUUUUCUUUCUUGCUUUUUUCAACCCAUACUCUCACAUGAAGCAUGUGCACAUAGCUGAAGUGUUCUUCAUGAAGGCUUUUGUAGUACAAAGUCAUACUUUGGUUAGAGCCACUGUAUACUAACUCAAAUCAGAGAAAUAAGACAGCUAGCAACUAACACCGAUAAAAGCAUUCCACCCAGUUUCCUUCCUGAAGUCCACGUAAUUGGCAUAUUUCCUUAUGGGACUGGAAGAUUAUAGUGAAAAUCUGUGAUCAAGAGCAUUUAUUCUUAACUGAGAAUGGAGGAAAUCUUCCUUAUUCCAUCCUAGUCUCACCUGCCAUUUUGUGACCCACUGAUCUCACCUGUAGGCAGCAGAAGAGGAGCACAACUUUGUCCAAGAUCAGACACAUCAUCCAUCAUUACAGUAAGAAGAAGGUUAUAGAUGUGUAAAUCUACCAUUUUUAAAAGUCAGCCUUUUAAUUCCCUUCAAAGAGUUGUUUCCUUAAAGCAACUUCUGUCUUAAGAUCAGUAGUACCUAUGUAUCAGCUACUGUUCCUUUCUAUUCCGAGAUACAGAUACUAAGAAUUGGAGUUUAAGUAGCUUUAUUUUAAAAUAAAGUCCAGAAUCAA
Molecule: messenger RNA, 5325 nt
Organism: Zonotrichia albicollis (white-throated sparrow)
Lineage: Eukaryota; Metazoa; Chordata; Aves; Passeriformes; Passerellidae
Gene: ECHDC1
Product: ethylmalonyl-CoA decarboxylase 1
Biological process (GO): fatty acid beta-oxidation
Cellular component (GO): cytosol
Molecular function (GO): catalytic activity
Source: RefSeq, a predicted model, not a curated record